Messenger RNA from Armigeres subalbatus, 1142 nucleotides. RefSeq lists its product as uncharacterized. The record is from RefSeq and is a predicted model, not a curated record. The transcript is spliced from 3 exons. Bases 270 to 581 code for a protein of 103 amino acids. NCBI's taxonomy places the organism in Eukaryota, Metazoa, Arthropoda, Insecta, Diptera, Culicidae.
CGAUCCGUUUAACUUUUAGUUAAAAUUUGACACUCCGAUGGUUAUUUUCCCAUCGUGGUUAAAAUUUUACUCCGAAGCCGACCCAUUUGAGUUUUGACAGAUUGAUAGUUAUUCGGAACGAAAUGGAUUUGGCGCCAAUUUUCUCGCGAACAAAGUUUAACUAUCGAACUGUCAAAUCUAACCAUGCUCCGGAGCAGGGUUAUUUUUAACCACGGCGAAAUAACCAUCGAACUGUCAAAUUUUAACUAAAAGUUAAACGAAUCGGUGGAAUGGUUCACAGCCUUAGUUGUUUUCUUUUUCAGUGUAGUAGUGACAAAUGCACCGGCAUCAGUUCCAACUGCCAUUUAAGUUUUUGUUACAAAGUCAACAACGAUGUGGAGCACGAGCUGGAGCAUAUAAAACGAAAUAUGUAUGCCGAAAACGAAAAUAAAACGGAUCAGAAUUCAUAUGCAUCUACAAAAAAAAUAAAAACUCGAGAAGGGUAUGUCAUUGUACGAUCGGAUUUGGUUGAGCCGCGAAAAAACGGAUCAAGCAGCACGAUCGAAAUUUGCGAAGAGUCACUGAUGGAAGAUGGAAGGUGAUCCAAGUAACGCACAAAAAAGCGCAAAGCUUUCAAAUAAUCAUGAGGCAGAAGUUUAACAAGUGAACUUAAAGCUAGAAAAACUUAAAAAGAAACAAUUUUAGGAAUUAUGAGACCGGUACGGCUCGGUGAUGCAUCGAUAAUAAGAGAAUCACAUACAUUCCGGUGAUCUUUUUGAAUAGUAUAAGAAAACAGUUAAAAAAAUAUAAAAAAGAUAAGACAAUGUAAAUAAAACUUGUUACAUGCUCAAUGAUUUAUUAAUAACUGGAAAGCACCUCCUUUAACUAUCAUAUUCAGUAUCGUUGCUCAUAGAACAGCAUGAUACAUCCUAUAAUAAGGUUAUCAUAUAACUGAAUGUUUAUUAUACACCUUUCAAUUUGGAUUAACCACUGAAUCAUUAUUUCAUCUAUACAUCUUUUUCCGAAAAAUCAUACUAAUUAUCUUCUUUGUUCAAAUCAAUUAUAAUCCGUAUCAUAACAAGAAAAAUAAUGAUGAUAAAUUAACGAUAUCUGGUAAAAUCGCUUAACAAAAAUGUAUGGAAAUGUUGACAUUUUUGAAUAGU